CGCCGCGUAGUCGAGGUUGUGAGGUUUCGGCCUGCUCUCGCCGAGCCAUACGGAACCGCACGCAGAAGCGAGUGCAGAUGACACCGCGACGGUCGUACCGCAACGCCGUCCUUGUUCCAGACGCCUCGGCGAUGAUGCUGUUGCUACUGCUAACGGCCGCCGUGGGCCUGUCCGCAGCUUCUGCUGCGGCUAGCGCUUCGGGAGCGCUAACCAAUGGCACCUCAGGCGCCACUGGAAAUCGGGUGGAUGGCGGUGGCGGCGUCGAAAAACCGAGGCGUGGUGUCAUCGUGUGCUACUACCAGACGUGGGCCCACUAUCGGCCCUCGUCCGUGAAUUACGACAUCGAGGACAUACCCACGCAUCUUUGCACCCAUCUCGUGUACUCCUUCGUCGGACUUGACAACUCCACCUGGAAGGUCACUCACGUCGACGAGGAGUUCGACCUUGGAAAGGACGGGCUGAACCGGUUCGUGUCUCUAAAACGACGUCACCCGCACCUGAAGACCUUGCUGGCUGUGGGCGGAGGGGUCGAGGGUGGCAAGAAGUACUCAGAUAUGGUGGACACCCGCUCCCGUCGAAAGGUGUUCGUGCAAAGCGCCCUCGAGUGGGUCCUGAAGUACGGCUUCGAUGGUUUCGACCUCGACUGGGAGUACCCGGGCGCCUGCGACCUACAGGGAAAAUUCUCCGACAAGGACAACUUUGUUAAACUCGUCAAGGAAAUGAGGGUCGUGUUCGACGAGCACAAACUCCUCAUCACAUGCGCCGUUCCCGUGGCCAAGUUCCGUCUCGACGAAGGCUACGAGGUCGAGCAGCUUGGCCGCCUGCUGGACUACAUUCACGUGAUGACGUACGAUCUACGAGGCUACUGGAAGGGCUUUGCUGACGUGCACAGCCCGCUCUUUAAGCGCCCAUUUGACAAGGGGUGGUACGAGAAGCUGAACGUGCACGACAGCCUACGCCUGUGGGCGGAUCGCGGUGCCCCGCGCCACAAGCUGAUCGUAGGCGUCCCUCUCUACGGCCGUACCUACACCCUGCACAACCGGGAUAACCACGGGCUUCGGGCGCCCGUCAAAAAGGGGCUGAACGGAGGGCCAUUGGGCCGCUUCACUCAGGUGACCGGCCUGCAGGCGUACUUCGAGCUGUGCGAGAAUAUUCUCAAGGACGGCUGGACGCGUGAAUGGGACGACAUUGGAAAGUGCCCGUACGCCUACAAGGACAACCAGUGGGUCGGCUACGAGGACGAGAAGAGCAUCGCAAUCAAGAUGGACUACAUCAAGAAAGAAGGCUAUGGCGGCGCCAUGGUCUGGGCCGUGGACAUGGAUGACUACCGGGGCGACUGCAGCGAUGGUCGCCGGAACCCACUGAUGACGAUCAUACACGAAGCCAUCGGCGGAUACCGUGUGCUGGCACCCGAGCAAGUCACAACGGAAGCGCGCGUCAAAGGCAGAGCCUGGAAGUCCACGACCACGAGUACGAUCGUCCACCCGAGACCUCGACCUCCGCCAGAAAACACGCCCGAGUGCACGGACUACUCGUGGCAUUUCUGUCCACACGAGGCGGACCCCGCUCGAAGUGCGCAGGCCAGGUCUCAAAUUCAACCGAACUCCGAGGACCGCUCAACGACGAAGAAGGGAAAAAAGAAGAUUCUUGCUGCAGACGCGUUUGAUGUCAAGGACCACCGUUGUGUGGUCGUCGACCCGUGCGACCGUGGCGUCCGACUCAAGCUCUACUGGCUUCUUCACGGAGUACCCGACGAAGAAGUUCGUACUGCUUUGUCACCUUUUGGAAAAGUGACUGAAAUCACCAGGGACAAGUGGCGGGUUCAAGGAUGCGUUGACAAAGGGUCAACCACCCGUUCCGUGAUACUGAAGCUGAAGGCUGGCGUCACCACUGAAGACUUGCCCCACCAGCUGCGAGUAGCGGAAGAUGUCGCGCUCGUGCACGUCCCAGGCAGAGCUCCUCUCUGCCUCCGAUGCCGGGGCAUCGGGCACAUACGACGCGAGUGCCGCGUACCACGCUGCGGGCUUUGUCGUCGUUACGGCCACGACGAGACUCAGUGCGUGCGAACCUACGCAACAGUGACAGGCCCGGCAUUGAAAGAGGACGCGACUGAUCACCUGAUGGACGUGGUAGACGCAGUGGAAGCCGCUGGUGAAGGGAGUGAUGUCCAGCCCUCAGUGUUGACGCCUCUGAAGAAGGCAACACCUGCUGACGAGGCCAAGCCAUCGGACGGCGGGAAAGACCCAUGGGAUGACACGGCAGAGCCAAAUUCCUCGGUUGAGAUCGAGGAUAAAGACGCCAAGGAAACUUGCACCUUAGCAGAAGCGACGACCGGGGAAACGCAGGACACUUACGACACCGUGAUGCCUGCGUCUUGCAGUGCGCCUGCUAAGAGGCUUCAUGAGGAGACGGAUGAGCAGGAAGAAAAGGAUCAAGAGAAAGGGUGUAGUGACGAGCCUCCACCGAAGGCUCCACCCGGACGCCGACCGGCGUUCAAGCCCAAGCCCGGCAAAAAGUGCCGCCCAGGUGGGGAAAGAAAAAGACAGCGCCCCGCAGUUGGCGCUCCACUCGUUUCGGCCUCUACUCGCCGAACCGGGCGGCCCCGCACGCAACACCCAGCGCAAAUGACACCGCGACGGUCGUCGUACCGCGACGUCGUCCUUGUUCCAGAGGCCCCGGCGAUGAUGCUGUUGCUACUGCUAACGACCGCCGUGGGCCUGUCCGCAGCUUCUGUUGCGGCUAGCGCGUCGGGAGCUCUAACCAAUGGCACUUCAGGUGCCUCUGGAAAUCGGCUGGACGACGGUGGUGGUGUCGAAAAACCGAAGCGUGGUGUCGUCGUGUGCUACUACCAGACGUGGGCUUACAAUCGGCCCUCGCCCAUGACUUACGACAUCGAGGACAUACCCACGGACCUUUGCACCCAUCUCGUGUACUCCUUCGUCGGACUUGACAACUCCACCUGGAAGGUCACUCACGUCGACGAGGAGUUCGACCUCGGAAAGGAUGGCCUGAGCCGGUUCGUGUCUCUAAAACGACGUCACCCGCACCUGAAGACCUUGCUGGCUGUGGGCGGAUGGGCCGAGGGCGGCAAGAAGUACUCAGACAUGGUGGGCACACGAUCCCGCAGAAAGGUGUUCGUGCAGAGCGCCCUCGAGUGGGUCCUCAAGUACGGCUUCGAUGGUUUCGACCUCGACUGGGAGUACCCGGGCGCCAGCGACCGACAGGGAAAGUUCUCCGACAAGGACAACUUCCUCAAACUCGUCAAGGAAAUGAGGCCCGUGUUCGACGAGCACAAACUCCUCAUCACGUGUGCCGUUCCCGUGGCUAAGUUCCGUCUGGAUGAAGGCUACGAGGUCGAGCAGCUUGGAAGGCUGCUGGACCACAUUCACGUGAUGUCGUACGAUCUACGAGGGAACUGGGCAGGCUUCGCGGACGUGCACAGUCCGCUCUUUAAGCGCCCAUUUGACCAGUGGUCCUACGAGAAGCUGAACGUGCAUGACGGCCUACGCCUGUGGGCCGAUCGCGGCGCCCCGCGCCACAAGCUGAUCGUAGGCGUCCCGCUCUACGGCCGUACCUACACCCUGGGCAGCCAGGAUAAUCACGGACUCCGCGCACCCGUCAAGAAGUGGCUCAACGGAGGGACACCGGGCCGCUUCACUAACGAGACUGGCUUCCAGGCGUACUUCGAGGUGUGCGAGAAUGUUCUCAAGAACGGCUGGACGCGCGAAUGGGACGACAUGGGAAAGUGCCCGUACGCUUACAAGGACAACCAGUGGGUCGGCUACGAGGACGAGAAGAGCAUCGCAAUCAAGAUGGAGUACAUCAAGAAAGAAGGCUACGGUGGCGCCAUGGUCUGGGCAGUGGACAUGGACGACUACCGGGGCGACUGCAGCGAAGGUCGCCGGAACCCGUUGAUGACGAUCAUACACGAAGCCAUCAGCGGAUACCGUGUGCCGGCUCCCGAGCAAGUCACAACGGACGCGCGCGUCAGAGGCGGAGCCUCCACGUCCACGACCACGAGUACGACCGUGAAGCCGAGACCUCGACCUCCACCAGGAAGCACGCCCGACUGCUCGGACUACUCGUGGCAAUUUUAUCCGCACGAGACGGAGUGCUCUAAGUACUACCAGUGUAGUCACGGGAAGCCUAUGCUGCGCAGCUGCAUCCGUGGUACCGUUUGGGACAUCGACCGUAACAUCUGCAACUGGCCGCAGAACGCCAAUCGCGAGGAGUGCGUGUCUGCAAAGGACGAGGAGGAAGACGACGAGGACGACCGGAUUAAAUGACGAAGGAACGUGUGGGGUGCUUUCCUAUCUCCUGUAUAUGACGACGGUUUCUCCGCUACGAGUGCCCGUAUUACGUCUACCUAAAUCAAAGAGAACAUGUGAUCUUGAAGUAUAUUUUCCUGAAAUGUUUAUUUUUCUGGACGUUUUGAGCCAUUACCACUGUGUGAUAUGGUGCGCCUGGCGCCUGUCGCUUGGAGCAUGACGCAGGCACUACAAUUCCUGGCUGUUUACGAACAGGCCGAUGAAAAGAUUAAGAGCACGAUUCAUCCUGUAAGGUUGAAGCUUUGCUCAAGUGCCUCAGUGUGAGUGGUUACAAUGCUUAAAAAAACAAUGCAAUAAACACUCCUGUUUUCAC
Molecule: messenger RNA, 4641 nt
Organism: Dermacentor silvarum
Lineage: Eukaryota; Metazoa; Arthropoda; Arachnida; Ixodida; Ixodidae
Exons: 18
Coding region: 78-4286 (1402 amino acids)
Biological process (GO): chitin catabolic process; carbohydrate metabolic process
Cellular component (GO): extracellular region
Molecular function (GO): chitin binding; nucleic acid binding; zinc ion binding
Source: RefSeq, a predicted model, not a curated record